UGUCCUCUAUAAAAACACAAAGUAGAAAGCCACAGAAACACGUUGUUACUUGCCCCUCCAUCAAGCUAAGCACUUCAGAAAAUCCGAACCCUCUCAAUCUCUCGAUCUUUUCAAGACUCGAAGCUUCUCAGCCAUGAUUACAGUGAGUGUAAAAUGGCAAAAAGAGUUAUUUCAAGCUGUGGAAAUUGAUACUAGCCAGCCUGCCUAUGUCUUCAAGUGCCAGUUGUAUGAUCUAACUGGGGUUCCUCCUGAAAGGCAGAAGAUUAUGGUUAAGGGUGGUUUACUGAAGGAUGAUGCAGAUUGGUCGACAUUAGGAGUAAAACAGGGCCAAAAAUUAAUGAUGAUGGGAACUGCAGAUGAGAUCAUUAAAGCUCCAGAGAAGGGCCCUGUUUUUAUGGAAGAUCUUCCAGAGGAAGAGCAAGUGGUUGCUUUGGGUCACAGUGCUGGUCUAUUUAAUUUGGGAAACACCUGUUACAUGAACUCCACAGUACAAUGUCUGCAUUCUGUUCCAGAGUUGAAGUCAGCUUUGAUCCAGUAUUCACAUUCUGGAAGAAGCAACGAUGUGGAUCAGACUUCUCAUAUGUUGACAAUAGCGACACGUGAUUUAUUUAAUGAGCUUGAUAAAAGUGUCAAGCCUGUGGCUCCAAUGCAAUUUUGGAUGGUUUUGCGUAAAAAAUAUCCUCAAUUUGGCCAGCUGCAUAAUGGUGUCUUCAUGCAACAGGAUGCUGAAGAAUGUUGGACUCAACUUUUAUAUACACUCUCUCAAUCUCUUAGUUCAACUGGUUCUAGUGAAAAUCCUGACGCCAUGAAGGCUCUCUUUGGCAUCGAGCUUGUUAGCAGGGUGCAUUGUCAAGAAAGUGGUGAAGAAAGCUCAGAGACAGAAUCGGUUUAUUCACUUAAAUGCCACAUAUCACAAGAGGUGAACCAUUUGCACGAAGGACUAAAGCAUGCUUUAAAAUCAGAAUUGGAAAAGGCUUCCCCUUCCUUGGGGCGUAGUGCAAUUUACUUGAAAGAGUCUCAUAUCAAUGGCCUGCCAAGGUACCUGACUGUUCAGUUUGUGCGUUUUUUCUGGAAGAGGGAGUCAAAUCAGAAGGCCAAAAUUUUGCGGAAAGUGGAUUAUCCUUUGGAGUUGGAUAUUUAUGAUCUGUGUUCGGAUGAUCUCCGCAAAAAAUUGGAAGCUCCUCGCAAGAUCCUAAGGGACGAGGAAGGUAAAAAGCUUGGUUUGAAAGCUAGCGAAAAGAGCUCUGGUUCUAAAGACAAUGAUGUCAAGAUGUCUGAUGCAGAGGGAUCAUCAAAUAGAAGUGGUGAACCAUCUAUAGCUACGUCUGAAGAAGGUGUUCCAUCCGAUAGCGGAACACAAAUGACUGGAAUUUAUGAUUUGGUUGCUGUGCUGACCCACAAGGGUAGGAGUGCUGAUUCAGGACAUUAUGUUGCUUGGGUCAAGCAAGAAAGUGGGAAAUGGAUUGAGUUUGAUGAUGACAGUCCAAUCGCACAGCGGGAGGAAGACAUCACAAAACUGUCUGGAGGAGGUGAUUGGCAUAUGGCUUAUAUAUGCAUGUACAAGGCCCGCGUUCUCCCUAAGUAAUCUUUCUCUGUCUUUUAGCCUCAUUGAUGAGGUACCUUUUAAUUUAAAUUUCAGAGGGAUUAUUUUAUUAGAUCAAGGAUUGUGAAAUGAAUAGGAAUUACAGAUUUGUCUGUGUUGUAUCAUUGGUGUUGGUUAAAAAAUGUGUGUUACCGACCUUCAAUGUGAGGGUGUGAUUUAAAUUAUUAUUUUUUUUAUAAUUGAAUUUUAAGACCAAAGAAAAAAAGUUUCAAGUUA
Messenger RNA from Quercus robur (English oak), 1819 nucleotides. RefSeq names its product ubiquitin carboxyl-terminal hydrolase 7-like. The transcript is spliced from 18 exons. Gene Ontology annotation, biological process: protein deubiquitination; proteasome-mediated ubiquitin-dependent protein catabolic process; regulation of proteasomal protein catabolic process. NCBI's taxonomy places the organism in Eukaryota, Viridiplantae, Streptophyta, Magnoliopsida, Fagales, Fagaceae. The record is from RefSeq and is a predicted model, not a curated record. Gene Ontology annotation, molecular function: protein binding; cysteine-type deubiquitinase activity; proteasome binding. The coding region runs from base 134 to 1585 and encodes 483 amino acids.